UCUAGUUCAUAUAACUCGGCAAGGAGUCAUGUGAAAAAGAGGCCUUAUACAAAGGUUACAUUCAUUUUUAUACAUAUAAUAAAGUAGGUGGAGUCUUGUCGUUUUGGUCUUCUGACUGGUCACAAAGAGUUGGAGGCGGGCCUUGCUCUAGCCAGAGCGGGCCCCAUUGGUGCAUAGCAGAGUCUUGUUCUCUGAGCUCCCUGACCAGAUAGAGAUGGGGGGUAAGGUGUGUGUGUUCAUGCAAGAAGGUAUUUGUGUGUCAGGAAAUCUGAUACAGGAGAGCAGAGGGGGUCGGUUUUAUGGCUGGGUGUAUGUGUUCUUGCGAUGGAAUGUAUUUGUUUCCUGGGGUGGUAAGACAACAGAGCUGAGGGGAUAGUGUUAGGGGGGGUAGUUUUAUUGCAGGGAGAGUGACCUGGUUCCUGUUUUAGCAGGGGUACGUGAAAUGACUUGAGUCAGGCGGAUUAGCUUAGCGCUGUAUAAUAUAUAAGCUAUGUGUAUGAAUAUUUAUAUAACACUUAUCAGAAGCUUCUAAAGGCAUGACAAUUUUCUGGAAUGUUCCAAGCUGUUUAAAGGCACAGUCAACUGAGUGUAUGUACACUUCUGACCCACUGGAAUUGUGAUACACACUGCUUGUGGAGAUCCAUGGCUCUUAUGGGAGGUCUUCUCCUCCAGGCUCCCAGCACGGUGACACUGCUGGGGGCUGUUCUGUUUCUGCUGGUCCUCUACCUCUUCUUCUCUGGUUCCAGCUCUGAGGAACAGGGAAGGAGCCUCCAGGACCGAGGCCGCUGCCCCUGCUUGGCAAUAUGCUGGACCUCAAGAAGCCCUAUCACUCUCUCUGUGAGCUCUCCAAGAAAUAUGGUUCCAUCUUCACGGUUCACUUUGGACCCAAGAAAGUGGUUGUUCUGGCAGGAUACAAGACGGUCAAGCAGGUGCUGGUCAACCAGGCAGAGGACUUUGGGGACAGGGACAUCACUCCUGUGUUCUAUGAUAUAAACCAAGGACAUGGAAUCUGGCCAUAUGGAUUCUCUCUACCAUGACAACAACCUGACAUUUAGUGUUGGUAACCUGUUUGGUGCUGGUACCGACACCACCGGGACAACCCUGCACAGGGGUCUGCUGCUAAUGGCCAAGUACCCCCCAUAUUCAGGGUAAGUCUUGAUAUAAACACAAACGCACACACACACAUAUUCACUGAGCCAAAACACUGAGGCACUCAUGAUGUUACAAGUUGUAAACAUUGGCAAAUGGCUAACUUGAAGCAGAGGUUAUGAAACUAGUGUAGGAUGGCUGGGUUAAUAAAGUUAAACAUUAACUCAGGUUUAUAAGUUUCACUGCAGUAACUCCAAAUCCUUUCUGUCUCAGACCGGGUCCUGGAGGAGAUCAGCAGGGUUAUAGGAAGUCGUCAGCCCUUAGCAGAGGACAAUCUACACACAAUACCCCAUAUUUUGUAAAGUUCUACUGAGCAAUAUCGAUGCAACACUUUGUUAUGAAUGAGUGAGAUGCAGAUUCUGCAUGAAGUCUUCAUACCUCCAGGGUUUGCUUUCGGACGAGGAAUGAGUCAACAAAGCCUCUACACAUAUGAGGGUUCAGAGUCUCCUUCAGGCCCCUCACCAGCUCUGUCACCAGCAUCUUCAUAUCAGCAACAUUUUUCUUCAGCCGCGUCAGGUUCUUAAUCCACGGACCCAACCAGGGAAACAUGUUGUACAUAUAUACAGAGAUACAGGUAGAAUAUGCAUAAAACUCUAUUUUAAUAUCUGCUUAAAUAACUGACUUAAAACAUUAUUACAUAUAACAACAUAUUAUACACACCAGAUAUGUAACGAUGUGCGCUGAGAGUUGGGAAGCAAGUUCAGGGAGUCAGUGUUUAAAUAAAUAAAAGCAACACAAAACAAGAAACACGAACAAUAAACAGACUUAAAACUGGAACAGAAACAAUAAUGCCUGGGGAAAAACCCAAAGUGAGUGACGUGUAUAUAUAUAUAUAUAUAUAUAUAUAUAGGGAAGGUAAUCAGGGAGGUGAUGGAGUGAGGGGGGGCUGAUGAUGCGCUGGUGCGCCCGUAACGAUGGUGACAAGAUAACUAUAGCUAUAUAUUAAAUAUAUACAUAUAUAUUAAAUUACAAGUACAUUUUAUAAAUAAACUAAAUGAAAUACAUAUGUAAUUAUAUUUUAUGUAUAAGUAGUCUAGAGGUUAGACCAUCGGGCCAGUAACCGCAAGUUCGCUGGUGCAGGGACCGACGCUGGAGUAGAGAAGCAGGUACAGGGAGUCAACAUUUAAUGAGGAACAGACAUGGAACAGGACACGAGCAGCAUCAGAACCGGGUAAUACACAGACGUAAGACAAUCAAUGCAGCAGUGAGGAACAGAGCAGGGAACUAACACAUAUAGGGGAGGUAAUAAACAGGUGAUUGAGUCCAGGUGAGUCCAAUAAAUCGCUGUUGCACGUUUCGCUGGAAGGCAGGUGUGUGUAAUGAUGGUGGCAGGAGUGCGUAAUGCAGGGCAGCCUGGCGCCCUCUAGCACCAGGGGGGAAGAGCGGGGGCAGGUGUGACAGCUGGUUCGAGCACUCAACACUACUUUGCUCCAGAAGUGCUGUACUACUAUGGCUGACCCUGUAAAACAACACAUUUCACUGCACAUAUCUGGUGUCUGUGACAAUAAAACACACACACACAUAUACAGUCGUGGCCAAAUGUUUUGAGAAUGACACAAAUAUGAAUUUUCACAAAGUUCGCUGCUUCAGUGUCUUUAGAUAGUUACUAUAGAAUACUGAAGUAUAAUUACAAGCAUUUCAUAUUACAUAAAAUUGAUGCAAUAGUCAAUAUUUGCAGUGUUGACCCUUCUUUUUCAAGACCUGUGCAAUCCGUCCAGGCAUGCUGUCAAUUAACUUCUGGGCCACAUCCUGACUGAUGGCAGCCCAUUCUUACAUAAUCAAUGCUUGGAAUUUGUGGGGUUUUGUUUGUCUACCCGCCUCUUGAGGAUUGACCACAAGUACUCAAUGGAAUUAAGGUCUGGGGAGUUUCUUGGCCAUGGACCCAAAAUAUCAAUGUUUUGUUACCCAAGCCACUUAGUUACCACUUUUGCCUUAUGGCAAGGUGCUCCAUCAUGCUGGAAAAGGCAUUGUUCAUCACCAAACUGUUCCUGGAUGGUUGGGAGAAGUUGCUCUCGUGGUGUGAGUGAGCCCACUCCCUUGGCUGAGAAGCAACCCCACACAUGAAUGGUCUCAGGAUGCUUUACUGUUGGCAUGACACAGGACUGAUGGUAGCGCUCACCUUGUCUUCUCUGGACAAGCUUUUUUCCGGAUGCCCUAAACAAUCGGAAAGGGGAUUCAUCAGAGAAAAUGACUUUACCCCAGUCCUCAGCAGUCCAAUCCCUGUACCUUUUUCAGAAUAUCAGUCUGUCCCUGAUGUUUUUCAUGGAGAGAAGUGGCUUCUUUGCUGCCCUUCUUGACACCAGGCCAUCCUCCAAAAGUCUUCGCCUCACUGUGCGUGCAGAUGCACUCACACCUGCCUGCUGCCAUUCCUGACCAAGCUCUGUACUGGUGGUGCCCCGAUCCCGCAGCUGAAUCAACUUUAGGAGAUGGUCCUGGCGCUUUCUGGACUUUCUUGUGCUCCCUGAAGCCUUCUUCACAAGAAUUGAACCGCUCUCCUUGAAGUUCUUGAUGAUCCGAUAAAUGGUUGAUUUAUGUGCAAUCUUACUGGCAGCUAUAUCCUUGCAUGUGAAGUCCUUUUAGUGCAAAGCAAUGAUGACUGCACGUGUUUCCUUGCAGGUAACCAUGGUUGACAGAGGAAGAACCAUGAUUCCAAGCACCACCCUCCUUUUGAUGCUUCCAGUCUGUUAUUCAAACUCAAUCAGCAUGACAGAGGGAUCUCCAGCCUUGUCCUCGUCAACACUCACACCUGUGUUAACGAGAGAAUCACUGACAUGAUGUCAGCUGGUCCUUUUGUGGCAGGGCUGAAGUGCAGUAAAAUGUUUUUGGGGGAUUCAGUUCAUUUAUAUGGCGAAGAGGAACUUUGCAAUUAAUUGCAAUUCAUCUGAUUGCUCUUCAUAACAUUCUGGAAUAUAAGCAAAUUGCCAUCAUACAAACUGAGGCAGCAGACUGUGAAAAUGAAUAUUUGUGUCUUUCUCAAAACUUUUGGCCACGACUGUAUAUAUACACACACACACACACACACACACACACACACACACACACACACACACACACACACACACACACACAUACACAGUGGGUUGGCAAAUAAUUCAGACAACUUGUCUUCUUGUACAUUUUGUUACUUAACAGCCUUAUUCUAAAAUUGAUUAAAUAAAACAAAUCCUCAGAAAUCUACACACAAUACCCCAUAAAUAUCUGAAAUCCCUUAUUUACAUUAGUAUUCAAACCUUUUGCUAUGAGACACAAAAUUGAGUUCAGGUGCAUCAUGUUUCCAUUGCUCAUCCUUGAGAUGUUUCUACAACUUGAUUGGAGUCCAUCUGUGGUCAAUUCAAUUGAAUGGACAUGAUUUGGAAAGGCACAAACCUGUCUAUAUAAGGGCCCACAGUUUGCAGUUCAUGUACCAAGUCAUGAGGUCAAAGGAAUUUGAUCAAAGGAUUUAGUCCGUAGAGUGCCGAGACAGGAUUGUGUCGAGGCACAGAUCUUGGGACGAGUACCAAAACAUUUCUGCUACAUUGAAGGUAUACAAGAACACAGUGGCCUCCAUCAUUCAUAAAUGGAAGAAGUUUGGAACCACUAAGACUCUUACUAGAGCUGGCCACUUGGCCAAACUGAGUAAUUGGCAGAGAAGGGCCUUGGUCACCUCCCUGACCAAGAACCCAAUUGUCACUCUGACAGAGCUCUAGAGUUACUCUGUGGAGAUGGGAGAACCUUCCAGGAGGACAACCAUCUCUGCACCACUCCAUCAAUCAAGCCUUUAUGGUAAACUGGCCCAAUGGAAGCCACUCCUCAGUAAAAGGCACAUGACAGCCCACUUGGAGUUUGCCAAAAGGCACCUAUGACUCUCAGACCAUGAGAAACAAGAUUCUCUGGUCUGAUGAUACCAAGAUUGCCAUGAAUGCCAAGCGAUACGUCUGGAGGAAACCUGGCACCAUCCCUACGUUGAAGCAUGGUGAUGGCAGCAUCAUGCUGUGGGGAUGUUUUUCAGAGGCAGGGACUGGGAGACUAGUCAGGAUCAAGGAAAAGAUGAACGGAGCAAAGUACAGAGAGAUCCUUGAUGAAAACCUGCUCCAGAGAGCUCAGGACAUCAGAUUGGGGCGAACAAUGACCCUAAGCAAACAGCCAAGACAACCUAGGAGUGGCUUCGGGACAAGUCUCUGAAUAUUCUUGAGUGGCCCAGCCAGAGCCCGGACUUGAUCCCGAUCAAACAUCUCUGGAGGGACCUGAAAAUAGCUGUGCAGCAACGCUCCCAUCCAACCUGAAAAAUCUUGAGAAUUUGUUUAUUUAAAAAAUAUAUAUUUUUAACCUUUAUUUUACUAGGCAAGUCAGUUAUGAACAAAUUCUUAUUUACAAUGACAGCCUAGGAACAGUGGGUUAACUGCCUGUUCAGGGACAGAACGACAGAUUUGUACCUUGACAGCUCGGGGGUUUGAACUUGCAACCUUCCGGUUACUAGUCCAACACUCUAACCACUAGGCUACCAUGCUCCCCAUAUAACCUGACAGAGCUUGAGAGGAUCUCCAGAGAAGAAUGGGAGAAACACCCCAAUACAGGUGUGCCAUACCCAAAAAACUCAAUGUCUGCCAAAGGUGCUUCAACAAAGUACUGAGUAAAGGGUCUGAAUACUUACAUAAAUUGUAUAUUUCCAUUUUUUUAAUUUGUAAUACAUUUGCUAAAAUAAUGAAAAUAAAUGGGGCUUUUGUGGGGUAUUGUCUGUAAAUUGAUGAGGGGAAAAAAACGAUUUAAUACAUUUUAGUGGCUGUUUUUUAUUUAUUUUUUAUUUCACCUUUAUUUAACCAGGUAGGCUAGUUGAGAACAAGUUCUCAUUUGCAACUGCGACCUGGCCAAGAUAAAGCAUAGCAGUGUGAACAGACAACACAGAGUUACACAUGGAGUAAACAAUUAACAAGUCAAUAAUACAGUAGAAAAAAGGAGAGUCUAUAUACAUUGUGUGCAAAAGGCAUGAGGAGGUAGGCGAAUAAUUACAAUUUUGCAGAUUAACACUGGAGUGAUAAAUGAUCAGAUGGUCAUGUACA
Oncorhynchus nerka (sockeye salmon) is the source of this 6185-nucleotide messenger RNA. RefSeq names its product cytochrome P450 2K1-like. Gene Ontology annotation, biological process: xenobiotic metabolic process. Gene Ontology annotation, cellular component: intracellular membrane-bounded organelle; cytoplasm. The record is from RefSeq and is a predicted model, not a curated record. Gene Ontology annotation, molecular function: oxidoreductase activity, acting on paired donors, with incorporation or reduction of molecular oxygen, reduced flavin or flavoprotein as one donor, and incorporation of one atom of oxygen; heme binding; iron ion binding. Lineage: Eukaryota; Metazoa; Chordata; Actinopteri; Salmoniformes; Salmonidae. The transcript has 4 exons. Bases 804 to 1037 code for a protein of 77 amino acids.